This is a messenger RNA of Gryllus bimaculatus (two-spotted cricket), 643 nucleotides long. The record is from the annotation of a GenBank genome assembly. Lineage: Eukaryota; Metazoa; Arthropoda; Insecta; Orthoptera; Gryllidae.
AUGAGCACUCACUUGCUCGGAGAGAGACCCAGUAGCAGGCUCCAUGAGAGCAACCUCCUGCACCAUGGCCACACCAUGAUCAAGUGCUCGAAGUGGCUGCGCCAGAAGAAUCUGACCCAUUUUGAUUCACAGAAAUGUGUGCAGCUGUGCACGUGGCCCACCCACCUGCUGCUGCACCUGCGCCACCCCGCGCUGCAGCUGCUCCGCCUGCGCCUGGAGGGCGCGCACCACCUGGCAGGCGGCGGCCUGCGUCUCGGACACGGCCUCCAGCACCAGCUGCUCCGUGGCCACGGCCAGGCCGCGCUGCAGCUGCUGCACCGGGGCCGCCAGCGCCUCCAGCAGCGACGCGCACUGCGCCUGCGACAGCGGCGGCGCCUCCAGCGCCACCUGCACCUGCACCGGCGCCGUCGCCUUGGGCUUGCGUGCUUUGCUCCUCUUUUUGGAGCACUGAAUAUGGUUGUUAACGCAGCCGACAAUGCUUACUGCAUGACUAACCUCCUGACGUGACUGUGUCGUCAUCACUGUUUUUUGUGUGAUUAUGUGUACGCACAUGCGUCCUCACCUGCGCCUGCGCCAGGCCGCGCUCCAGCGCGCGCAGUGGCUCGGUGACGGGCUGCAGGGCCGAGGCGGCGACGGCGGCGGC